This is a messenger RNA of Dermacentor silvarum, 3072 nucleotides long. RefSeq names its product tigger transposable element-derived protein 6-like. Gene Ontology annotation, molecular function: DNA binding. Lineage: Eukaryota; Metazoa; Arthropoda; Arachnida; Ixodida; Ixodidae. The record is from RefSeq and is a predicted model, not a curated record. The coding region runs from base 602 to 1669 and encodes 355 amino acids. Gene Ontology annotation, cellular component: nucleus. The transcript is spliced from 2 exons.
UUCCCAUAAACUCGAUGUAUACGCAUACCACUUACAGUGCAGCCGCGUCAGAUGCGGUUUCCGCGGGAAAAUGUCGCCGACAAGGGCGGUAGCGAGCACGCUUCUCAAUGAACUGCGCCAACCGAUGGGAGAGGAGAUUAACGAGGGCGAUGCAGAGGAAGAGCAUGAGACGUGGAGCAUAAGUCCAAGGGCGAUAAGAUCGUCGCCGCGCGCCGUAUGUGCGAGUGAAAGCGCGCGGGGACGCGCACCUUCACGGAGAGCGAACGCACAGAGAGCAAACGCGACUUCCAUCGCGCGAAAGGCCGUGGGGGUGUGGGAGAGAGGGAGGGGUCGACGCUGUGCUGCAGACGGACGCAACGGACGCAAGCUUUCGUAUGGUGGCGUACGCAGUUUUUUUUUUUUUUUCUUUCGUUUAGUGCUACGCCGCGCUUCCGUAUGGUGGCUAGCCACCAUACUUCGUGCAGGGCGACCCGAUCUGAAAAGAAAAGCCGGAUCGCCAUCGCUAUCACAGGCGGCUGCGCGCUGCUGCUGCAUGCGUCUGUUCAGUGUUCACUGCUGCUGCUGCCCUGUGCGUUUUGGAUAACUGCAACAGCGCUGCAACAUGGACUGCCUGAACGUGACGGACGCAAGUUUAGUGCGCGUAGAAAGACAGAAGCGUCCGCUGUUCGACAUGUCGCGAAAACGGAAGGCCCUUUCGUUUAAGGAGAAAAUUGAAAUCCUCAAGAAGGUCGACGAAAACCCGAAGAAGAAACGUGUCGAGUUGGCAAAGGAGCUAGGCAUAGCACCGUCGACGCUGUGUACCAUUGUUGGGCAGCGAGACGUUGUGAUGAAGAAUGCCCAGCACUUCGGCGUGAACGUCAAACAGGCGAAGACAGCCACGCACGUGAAGCUGGAAGAGGUCCUGCUGACAUGGUUUGCCGAAGUCACAGCGGCCGGCGUCAACGUGGACGGCAAGGUGCUCCGCGAGAAGGCGGACAACAUUGCGCUUUCACUUGGAAUUGAAAAUUUCCAAGCUUCCGGGGGAUGGCUGCAUCGUUUUAAAGAAAGGCAUGGACUUGUUUAUAGAGUCGUUUGCGGUGAAGGAAAGAAAGUGGAUCAGUCAGCUGUCAGCGACUGGCUGAACACGUUGCCGGCGCUGAUUUCGGACUAUGCACCGCGCGACAUAUUUAAUGCUGACAAAGCGGGCCUCUUUUUCAAUUUGCAACCGGAGAGGAGCUCGUGUGUGAAGGGCCAGGCUUGCCAGGGCGGCCAAAAAAGUAAGGAGAGAAUCACCGUGCUUUUUUGUGUUAAUGCCGACGGCUCCGAGAAAAUGCAGCUUACCGUCAUAGGCAAGUCUAAACAGCCGAGGUGCUUUCGAUUGGCAGGACGUUUACCUUGUUUGUACGAGGGAAACAAGAAAGCGUGGAUGACCGCAGAAUUUUUCCGCGAGUUCCUCACGAUCCUGGAUCGGAAAAUGGCAGCGAAAAACCGAAAGAUUUUGCUUUUUGUGGAUCAGUGUUCCGCCCACCCAAAGGAAACGACAUUUAACAACGUCACCGUAAGAUUCCUGCCUGCAAACACGACGAGCCAUUUGCAGCCACUGGACGCGGGAAUAAUUCGCAACGUGAAGCAUCACUUCAAAGGACUUUUAGUGAGGCGUCUCCUGGCAAAGAUUCAUCGCAAAAGAUGAGAAUUUGCACAUCAGUCUACUCGAUGCGUUGCACUUUUUGGCCAUGUCAUGGGAUAAUGUGACCUCGGACACCAUCGCAAACUGUUUUCGCAAAUGUGGAUUUAAAACUGGACCGGACGCAGCUCCGACAGGAGAUAGUGAAGAGCCCGAUGAGGACUUUGGAAUUGAAGGCUGGGGGAGUCUGCAAACUCAAGCUUCCGUUCACGACUUCGUCACCGCGGACGACAACGUCGCGACCUGCGGGUUAAGAUCGAUUGAAGAAUUGGUCGACGAAGUGAAUGAAGUCGAGAGUGAGAGUGAUGAUGAAGAGGCUGACGUGUGUGACCAGCUGCCGUCGACGUCAGAAAGCCUUAACGCCCUCGAUGUUCUACGCCGCACCGUAAGUGCCGGCAACGUGAGCGACGAAACCGCUGCACGAUUUUAUGCCUUUCAGGCCGGUCUCGUCAACGACCUCGAGGGCAAGAAAGUGCAAGCAAACAUAACGGACUUUUUCGGCCGGAAGUAGCUGUGGCCAAUAAAGUUUGUAUUCAUUUUCAUGUUAAGAUUGGCUUGUUUUGGCUCCAUACGAAUUCGGGAUCAUACGAAUAUUUCGCGUGCUCCCGAGGAAUUCGUAUCAUCGAGAUUCUACUGUAUUGGCAACCUUCUGGUUGCCAUUUGCCUAACUGCGUUUGCCUGGAAGCAGCUCCAGGGCGAUAUGAUCAAACGUUGCUUUCAAGCACGCUGGGUUUUUCAAGAAACAAGACAGUUGGAAAAAUGAUCCAAACGACAGUUGCAAUGACAUGUCAGAUGCCAAUUGCGCCCUGGAUGAUGAAGGAGAGUCAUUGUGUGCAUGCAUGAACGACUUCGGCAAUGACGACGACAGCGGGUGCGACCGAUUAAAUUUCGGAAACUAUUUGGGCACUGAACUUGAUGCACAAACGUCUUAUGCAGACUAUGAAGGAGAGAUGUGCGACAGUGGGCCUUCCAACGAAGAUGGAGGGGACAUUUAGCUCGCCAGCACCAGAUUUAGCUCGCCCAAGCACCAGACUCGACCACAAUGGUCGAGUCACUGAACGUUCUCCGCAGUUUUGUUGAGUGCAGUGGUGGAAACAGUGAAAAGCUACGCAUUGUUAGCCAACUGGAUGGAGGACAUGAUGUACUAUGCUGCAAAUUACCAUGCCAAUCAGUGGCGCAUCGAUAACUACCAUAUUUACUUGUGUAAUGAACCCACGUUUUUCAGAAAAGUUAACGUCAAUUUGGGGGGAAGGUUCAUUACACAGAAGAAAAGAGAAAGCUAUGACAGAUUUAUAACAAUUUAAAUUUCAUAUUACGAUGUAGAUAAGAAACUCGCUAUUAAAAACUUACAAGCUUUUUAGUAAAAGCGAGUAUGCAACGUAUGUUCAACCAAUUUUUUUUGUUCGUGU